This is a messenger RNA of Paramormyrops kingsleyae, 3136 nucleotides long. RefSeq names its product MALT paracaspase 3 (gene malt3). Gene Ontology annotation, molecular function: cysteine-type endopeptidase activity. Gene Ontology annotation, biological process: proteolysis. NCBI's taxonomy places the organism in Eukaryota, Metazoa, Chordata, Actinopteri, Osteoglossiformes, Mormyridae. The record is from RefSeq and is a predicted model, not a curated record.
GUUCUAUAACCAACUGUACUGGAAGUUUCAGUAGAAAGGUAAAUUAAUUUCACCUGAAUAUACUGCCGUAUAGUAGCGCAGACGUAACAGUAAUGCUUUUAAUAAUGUCUCCUUGUGUGCUGUGGCGUCUUGCAGCUGGUGGCACAAUGUAGUGACAUCUGAGGCUGGUGUUCAUGGUCCAGUGUCUCUCAUUCCACAGCAAAGUGCUGAAAAUCAUGAUAAAUGAAAUUGUGAUAGUUCAGCAGCCCCUGUCCGUGUGUGUCCCAUACAAUUACACGGUCACUCUGAGUGUUCGGGCUGUGGGACUGGACCCAUUACAGUACCAGUGGUUCCAGUCUGAAGAGGAAGUGGUUCCCGGUGGUACAAGGUCAGAUUUGGUCAUCAGCGCUCACAGGAAGCAGUACUUCGUGUGCCGAAUCAACGACCAGCAGAACAACUUCGUGUUCAGCAACUGGGUGAAAGUGAAGGUGUUAAAGGCUGAAGUUUCUCCAGGCCUUCAUGCAUCGUGGCGGGGGGAACCCCAUAUCGCUCUGCAGCCUGAGUCGCAGAGGGUCCAACGCAGGGGCCGCAUCACACUGCAGUGCUGGGCUUUCGGGAUCCCAGCUCCACAGUUACAGUGGUACCACAAUGGGCUGUUAAUGCCGGGAGCGACAGCUGAGACCCUGGAGAUUGAAAACGCAGAUGAAGAGCAUGCAGGGUCUUACCUCUGCUGUGCAUCAAAUGUCCUUGGAGAGAAGUGGACAGAGUCAGCUGAGAUAGUGCUUCCUGAAAACAUCACCUUAAAGAGACUCGCUGCGACUGACAAAGUGGCUUUGCUGAUCGGCAACCUAAACUACCAGCACCAUCCUGUGCUGAUGGCCCCCGUGGUGGAUGUGCACGAGCUGUCCAACCUCCUGCGGGGGCUUGGCUUCAGGGUGGUGUCUCUGCUGGACCUCACCAAGGCCGAGAUGCUGGCGUCCAUCGAGAAGUUCCUGCAGCUGCUGGACAGGGGGGUAUACGCCCUCUUCUACUACGCAGGGCAUGGGUACGAGUGCUCGGGGAGAAAUUACUUGGUGCCCAUUGAUGCCCCGCAGCCGUACCGCCCUGAGAACUGCAUCAGCGUGCAGCGGGUGAUGCGGCGCAUGCAGGAGAAGCACACGGCACUCAACGUGGUCCUGCUGGACACCUGCAGGAAGUGGUAUAACCAGCACUGUGUCCCAUCAGAAAUUAAGUCCCUUGACCCUUUGGGCAACACUGUGUAUGGAUUUGCCACGUGCGAGGGUGCAGAGGCAUUCGAGGUGCAGGACGGCAGCCGGAGCACAGGCGUGUUCACCAAGUACCUGAACAUGAACAUCCUGCGUCCUGAGAAGAUCACGCGUGUCCUGGAGCGGGUGUCCGAGGAUCUGGGUAGGGACCCCCUGGUAACUGGGAAGCAGGUGAUGGAGAUCCGCCACACGCUGAAGGACCCACGCUCGCUGGCGGACCCCAUCAGCGCCGCGGGGCACACGGGCGAGCUGCUUCUGCGGGACCUGUGCUGGAAGCAGGCCAACGAUUUACCAGCCCAGCGUUUAGUGAGCUUCCCAUGUGGCGCAGUGGUGGAGCUCAGCUUCUCUGCACUCUUCUCCAACGUCCUGGUGGUGUUCGCCACGGUGAAGGACACUGGAUCCCAGGCCCAAGACUGCUCCGUUGCCCUGAGAAGUUCCCCUGCACUGGAGGAUAUCUUCUCCAUCGCUGGGUGGUCUGAUGAAAUGAACACUCUGCUGCUAACCAAUACUGACGCUCCAGACUGCUGCCUGCGUUUUUGUGGCCUGCAGAAGCUCCAGAAACCCCUGAUGCUCACCGUGGAGCUGCACUACUCUCGCGUCAGGCAGCACCAACGGCUCACGGAGAGCAGGCAGCAGAACAUAGGGCGCCCCCUGGUGGCCCGCUGCGAGUUGUAUAAGAGGACAGUGGCGGAGGGGGCUGCAGCAGCGGCGGCGGUGGGCACCGUGCACACAGACUACAGGCCACGGCCCCGCCCACCAUCAUCACAGCCCUGUCGGCCUUCCACCCGGAAGGCGGAGAAUGCUGUGACUAGGCCCGCUCAGAGUUCCUCCCCCAGGGACAAUGAGCCAGAGGAAAAUGAUGAAAGUGAACCGUUGGGCUGGGCCCUCUGAAAGACGCUCAGGCAUAGGGUCUGUACUGGAACCCUGUGUCAGUUCACUAAAUACAAGGUUCAUGUGCCACCUGGAAACCUUCUUCUUUAUCUCCUCAAGAAACACCAGCACAUUCAAAGUUGCUCAUUGAGAUACUCUUUUUGUCACUGAAAUAUGACUGUCAAGCUUCCCCCCCAUGAUUCUUAUUUAAAUCAUUCCAUUUAAAAUUGAAAUUAAAUUAUUUAGAGUAGUAACUUUUCUCAGAUGUUUGUAAUCUACAUAAAAUGUCUGCCCUUAUAACACUGCUGUUAUAUGUGAAUAUAAUCAGUUGUGUGUAUAUAUAUAUUAGUGACUGAUUUAAUCAUAGUAUUUCAACUGUGACUUAAUCACAAAUGUUUACAGAGAUGUAUCCUAGUUGGAGAGCCUUUAUAUGCACUUAAUCGCAAUGUUUGACAACUAAUCUUAAACUUUUGUAUGCCAUUAUUAUCUGUAGCUAAUUGCAUACAAUGAUUUUAAACAAAUUAGGUAGUAGGCAGUGUGCUAUAUUAAAGUGCGCCAACUGAAAAGUUUUUUUUUUUUUUUUCCGUCGACGAGGAUUUUUUGUGCCGUAGAGCUGGCCAGUUAACUUGAAUCGGUCCACCGUAAUAUUAAGCCACAGAAAUGGGUAAAAAUGUAUAUGGCUUUAAAAAAAAAUUUAAGUAUCAGCUAAGCAACUACGAAUGCAAAAUACUUCAUUGAUAUAAGUAAUCCACUCAGUCUGUUCUCAAUAUAUUUAGCAUGUUUACUAAGGUCUACUCUGUGAAAUGAGUAUGAUUUCAGAGAAACUCUAAUGAUCAGCUUACCUACCUUAUUUCAAUUCCAUUUUGUGCACUCAUCUCAGUGUUUUGUCUGAGAUUUCAGCUGGAUUUUUUUAUUAUUUCGGUAUUGUAAUAUUUAGUGUUCGCAUCUCAAUGCAGAAUGUAUUUUUUAAAUAUUUGUUAGCUUUUCUUUGCAAAAAUAAAAAGCCGUUUGCUCUUUCUAAA